AAGUUGCAUCACAGGACGUGUACUCUGAGCGUGCGGGCUGUUCUCGUUUACACCCCCUACACACAGCCUACCUGCCACUGAGGUAGGUACUUACUAGAGCAGUGUUUGUAAACAUUGAAUUAAUCUUCGUCGGCGGAAUUUUAAAUUUAUUACUGCUUACCUGUGUGAAGAAAACGUGACCGGGUAUGUCCUAUGUAAGGCAUGUAAUACCCAGCUGUUCAUUAUUUACGCUUUUAAGUCGAAAUCUGUGAAGUCGUGGAUUACUGGACGCAUUGACGAAAAGAACUUCGAAUUCAACAACGAUGACGUCCAGAGACCCGGAUGAGCAGUGUGGGGUGCCGUGCUGCAGACCCAGUGUUUUACAGCGCUGUGCAAGGAUCGGGGUUUUCGUUGCCUUUUACUGUCCGGCCUCUUUGUGUACCUCCGCCAUCUCAGUCUACAUGUCCUCGCAGAUCACCACGCUGGAGAAACAGUUCGGCUUCACCAGCGCCCAGAGCGGGUUUCUGAUGAGCUGCAAUGACAUCGGAUUUCUGCUGACCACCAUAUUUGUGGCCAAUCUUGCCCGCACCCUCCACAUCCCGCGCUCCUUGUUCGUGUCCACCUUCUGUUUUGGUCUGUCCGGGGUUUUCUGUUCCCUUGCCUACUUUUUAUCGCCUGUCGCUAACACGGACCAACCGAUUACCUCAAAUAUGUCUUCCCAAAACACAUUUUUUAACUCGGACGAUCAGAUGUGUUCUUUUGCGAACAAAUCGUCUGAAGAAGGCUGUGAUCCAAACCUGGCCAAGAUAGGGGCUCCAACGAAGUUCACCUCCAUCGCCAUUGCGAUAAUUGCCGUUGGGAUGACAAUUCAGGGGUUCGGGAAGGCCCCGAGACAACCCUUCAUAAUUACCUAUAUAGACGACAAUGUGCCCAAACAGAAGACAGCAUGUUUCAUUGGUGUGAUAAUGGCUAUCGGGAUAUUUGGACCUGCUCUGGGCUUUGGACUUGGUGCUUUCUUCAGUCAAACAUAUGUUACUCUGGAAGACGUCCAGAUGACAGUGCGUGACCCCCGCUGGAUCGGGGCCUGGUGGCUUGGCUUCAUCUUCUUUGGAUUGCUGGCCAUGGUUGUCUCUAUCCCCCUUAUGUGUUUCCCAAAACGAAUGCCCGGAAGUAAGAGAAAGGCGCCACCCAAGUCAAAGGGAGAGAAAUCCAUCACGUCCAACGUUAAACAUGGCUUUAAAGAGCUAGUGAAGAAGCUGGUACGAAUCCUGAAGAACGCGAGGUUCACUUUGAACCUGGCCGCCGUCUGUCUCGUCCUAUUCCUGGUCGGGGGAUUCCUCGCCUUCACCCCCAAAUAUCUCGAAACUCAGUUCUUUAUCCCCGCCUGGUACGCCAAUAUCUUACUAGGCGGUAUUGUUGUAGUGUCUACGUGCUUGGGGACUUUCGUAGGCGGAUUCCUGACGUCAUACAAAAAACUCCAUCCCUACACGUGCAUCAAACUGGUUGGGUUCGUCAACCUCUUGUCCAUUCUGUCACAUGGCCUGGGCUUCGUUUUGGGGUGCGACAAUCCUCAAAUUGUCGGACUGGGAAAUACAAUGCUAAAUUCUACUUGCUCGAGCAAUUGCAACUGCGACAGUACGGAAUAUCUCCCCGUCUGUGGUUCGGAUAAUAGGAACUACCUGACACCUUGUCACGCUGGCUGCUUAGACAGCGUCAUGGGACCUGAGGGAUUGAUGUACACGAACUGCACGUGCGUGGUUGGGGGUGGAUCUGCGGUACCGGGACUGUGUGAGACGGACUGUGCCAUGCUGUGGCCCUUCCUGAUGGUGGCCCUGUUCUCCUCGCUGUUCGGCGCGCUGUGUAUCGUACCUGGUAUCAUGUUCAGUGUCAGGUGUGUGUCGGAUGAGGACAAAUCGCUCGCUGUAGGAGUCUCCUCCUUUAUGCAGACGACUUGCGGGUGGAUGGCUGGUCCCGUGGUGUCAGGCAAAAUCAUCGACACGUGCUGCAAACUGUGGAGUUCUGGUUGCUAUGGAAAAGGCGCAUGCGCACUUUAUGAUAUAGAAGACUUUCGGUUCAAAAAAUACCUUGUCGAAAUAUCAGCAAAGUGUGUAGUUGUAUUUUUGUACGGGGCCUGCAUAUGGGUUUCCAGGAAUAGAACUGACUGGAGCAUCGAUGAUGAUAAAGAUAAGGAGGAGAAAGAUGGCUUGCCAGAGAAAGAAAACUUAAUGAACAAAUCUAAUGAAACCAAAUUACAAUUUGAUAUCGGGACCCCUAUAGUAAAAGUCAAGAAACCUCUUGUUUGAUUGUUCCAUAAAUGUCUAUCCUGCUCUUAGGUGUAUUUAUGUAAGAAUUGUAUUUUAAAAACCAGGGUGCAAUAUAUAGAAUGUACCUGUCUGUGCAUAAUCAUUUAUGUUCUACAGGCUGAGCAUAGUAAUUUGAGAGAGAGAGAGAGAGAGAGAGAGAGAGAGAGAGAGAGAGAGAGAGUGAGUGAGAGUGAGAGAGACAUAUA
This is a messenger RNA of Magallana angulata, 2488 nucleotides long. Its product is annotated as solute carrier organic anion transporter family member 2A1-like. Gene Ontology annotation, molecular function: protein binding. The record is from RefSeq and is a predicted model, not a curated record. Gene Ontology annotation, cellular component: membrane. The coding region runs from base 303 to 2282 and encodes 659 amino acids. Lineage: Eukaryota; Metazoa; Mollusca; Bivalvia; Ostreida; Ostreidae. Gene Ontology annotation, biological process: transmembrane transport; sodium-independent organic anion transport. The transcript is spliced from 10 exons.